Messenger RNA from Hypomesus transpacificus, 705 nucleotides. Its product is annotated as neurexophilin-4. Gene Ontology annotation, molecular function: signaling receptor binding. The record is from RefSeq and is a predicted model, not a curated record. NCBI's taxonomy places the organism in Eukaryota, Metazoa, Chordata, Actinopteri, Osmeriformes, Osmeridae.
CCCCCAGGGGGGGUGAAACCCCCCUACCAAACCUCCCGCAUCUUCAACAUCGACAACACCCCCAUGAAGACCAAACCCACCUACAGCUUCUUCAACCCCCAGGACUGGGCCAGGAACCAAUCCAUGCUCCUGGACCAAACCGGCUACCGCUCCAAACGCAAACCCCAGCUCAAGACUUCCCAGAAGACCAAGAAGAUGUUCGGCUGGGGGGACUUCUACUUCAAUGUGAAGACCAUGAAGUUCAGCUUGAUGGUAACGGGGAAGAUCGUGGACCACAUCAACGGCACCUUCACGGUUUACUUCCGCCACAACUCCUCCAGCCUGGGCAACGUGUCAGUGAGCAUCGUCCCCCCCACCAAGGUGGUGGAGUGAGGUCCUGCAGCACCACCAGCCCCCUCAGCUCCCGGUGGAGGUACAGGUCCAGCACACCCCGCAGCAGGCCACCCUGGACCCAGAGAGAAAAAGACCUUCAACUGCCGGGUGGAGUAUGAGAAGACCAACCGCUCCAAGAAGCCCAAGCCGUGUCUGUACGAUCCGUCCCAGACCUGCUUCUCCGAGCACACCGACUCGCACGCCGCCUGGCUGUGCGCCAAACCCUUCAAGGUCAUCUGCAUCUUCAUCUCCUUCUUCAGCAUCGACUACAAGCUGGUACAGAAGGUGUGCCCUGAUUACAACUUUCAGAGCGAACACCCUUACCUUGGAUAG